AUGGCGCAGUUCAUAAUGCCGCUGGUCGUACUUGUUGCUGUUUUCCUGUCAUCAGAAAUUUCUGAAGUUGCAGCGAUUGUGUGCACCAUUGGCCAAGAACCGAACCCAAACUCUAACCACGGGUACAGUUGGGUGAUUCCGGUAGAAGACCCAUGCAAGUGCACAGAGGUGAUGCUCGGGGGAUUUUCAACGCAUACACCUCAAAGAGUAUUCAACGUGACUUACUACGACAACUAUCUGCAAAGUAACGACCACAAAGAGAUCAAACAUUGGCUGAAUUGCACUGAAAGUUUGAAGAAACCGAAAGAUUGUGCUGAAAUUCUCGCCGAGGGUGUGACUGAGAGUGGUGUGUACACGAUCAAACCACUAGAUUCCGGUGAGCCGUUCAUGGUGUAUUGUGAUAUGGAGACAGACGGAGGAGGAUGGACGGUUUUCCAGCGGCGUCAGGACGGCAGUGUUAAAUUCUACCGGCUGUUUGUCAAGUACAGCCGGGGCUUUGGGAAUCUAGAGGGAGAGUUUUGGCUCGGUAACGACAACUUGCACCGUCUGACUGAUCAGGGCGAGUACGAACUCCGCGUUGAUCUCUCAGAUUUCGAGAACGAAUCCAGUUAUGCCUACUAUGACUCGUUCAGCAUCGCCGACGAGAGUGACAAGUAUAGGCUUAACUUGGGAAGUUUCAAUUCAUUAUCGACCGCAGGUGACUCAUUGAGCUAUCACAAUAACUGUCAGUUCUCUACCAAGGACUUAGACAACGAUAACUAUUCGUCGGACAACUGUGCCCAACAUUUCCGUGGCAGUUGGUGGUACAAUAACUGCCACCAAUCAAAUCUUAACGGGUUGUACUUUCACGGGGCCAACACAGAAUUCGGUAAUGGAAUCAUUUGGAAUGCCUGGAAGGGAUACCUCUACUCACUCAAAACCUCGGAGAUGAAAAUAAGAGCCAAACCAUAAGAAGAGCUAGUCCCUAUUUCCUGACCCAUGCUUUCCAUAUUCUUCUGCUCAAACGACGUCAUGCAAAGUAUUUGAUUAUUAUGCGCUGUGGGCGAAAAUGUCAACUGUAAGCAAUACCGUACUUAAGUUGAGCCCGGUUUCUGUUCCUAACUUAGAAUUAAUC
Messenger RNA from Asterias rubens (European starfish), 1114 nucleotides. Its product is annotated as ficolin-2-like. The record is from RefSeq and is a predicted model, not a curated record. Bases 1 to 951 code for a protein of 316 amino acids. Lineage: Eukaryota; Metazoa; Echinodermata; Asteroidea; Forcipulatida; Asteriidae. The transcript is spliced from 5 exons.